This is a messenger RNA of Pediculus humanus corporis (human body louse), 1533 nucleotides long. RefSeq names its product cytochrome P-450, putative. The record is from RefSeq and is a predicted model, not a curated record. The transcript is spliced from 8 exons. NCBI's taxonomy places the organism in Eukaryota, Metazoa, Arthropoda, Insecta, Psocodea, Pediculidae. Bases 1 to 1533 code for a protein of 510 amino acids. Gene Ontology annotation, molecular function: heme binding; iron ion binding; oxidoreductase activity, acting on paired donors, with incorporation or reduction of molecular oxygen.
AUGUUGACAACUUUUGACACUCUUUUCAUUUUGGUAAUCAUUUUAAUUUUACUUUAUUUUUAUUUAACUUGGAAUUACAAAUAUUGGAAAAAUCAUGGGAUUGCUUAUGAAAAGCCAAAUUUGUUUUUUGGAAAUUUAACAGAUGCUUUCCUUGGUAAAAAAACAUUUGGAGACAUUUUUACAAAUAUAUACUGGAAUCAUCCAGAUCAAAAAGUUGUUGGCUGGUAUAAGUUGAGACAACCUGGAAUAUUGAUCAGAGAUCCAAAUUUAGUCAAGAAAGUUUUAAUAAAUGAUUUCUAUUCUUUUAGAAAUAAUGAUUUUCAUUUAGAUGAAGAUAUUGAUCCUGUUUUAGGAAAAAAUAUUUUUGUACUAAAAGAUGAUAAAUGGAAGAGACACAGAGCUUUGAUGACUCCUGCAUUCACAGCUGGAAAAAUUAAAGCAAUGUUUUUAAUUAUGGUAGAAGUUGCAAAAGAAUUGGUAGAAUUUUUAAAAGAACAUCCAGAAGAAAUCCAUGUAAAACAAGUUAUGUCAAGGUACACAGCUGAAAUCGUAGCUCGUUGUGCUUUAGGUAUAGAUGGUAGGAAUUUUAAAGAAAACGUUCCUGAAAUGCACGAAAUGGGAAAAUUAUUUUUUGAACCUGAUUUGGCAAGAAAUUUAAAAUUGAUGGCAUUAUUCUUUUUGCCAAGAGUAGGCAGAUUGUUGCGUUUGAGAAUGAUGACGAUAAAAGCAAAAAAUUUUUUCGAUUCAAUUUUACACGACGUUAUAAAAUAUCGUCAAGAAAAAAAAAUUGAUAGAAAUGAUUUAAUUCAAUAUUUAAUUGAAGUUAAAAGAAAAUCUUUAAUUGUGUCGAAGGGAGAAGUUGAGAGCGACAUCAUAACCAAAACUUAUACCGAUGAGGACAUACUUGCGGGAUGUGCAACAUUUUUCAUGGAAGGUUACGAAACUUCAGCUCUCACCUUAAACAACAUACUUUAUUAUUUGGCAAAAAAUAAAAAUGUACAAGAUACUCUACGACAGGAAAUAGAUUCGGUAUUGAAUGAAGGAAAUAUAACAUUUGAAACGUUAAACGCAAUGCCAUACUUAAACAGCGUCUUUUUAGAAACUGGAAGAAUGUUACCAGUCAUGUACACUUUUCAAAAAUUAUGCACGGAAAAUUAUGAAAUGGAUAUUGGAGAAUCAAAACCUUUGUUAAUUGAAAAGGGUACACCGGUGGUACUUCCGAUAUUUGCCAUUCAAAACGAUUCGACUUAUUGGGAAAAUCCACACAUAUUCAAUCCCGAUAGAUUUUUAAAUAAUGAAAAUACAGAUAGAAAAUCCACGAAUAAUUUUUUUCAAUUUGGUGACGGACCUCGAAUGUGUCCAGGAAUGAGAAUAGCAUCAACAAUAGUUAAACUUGCCAUUUUUCACAUUUGUGCAAAUUUGGAAGUUUUCCCGACGAGUAAAACUCCAGACAAAUUUGAAUUCGAUCCGACUUAUUUUAUGAUAGGACACAAAGGAGGAAUUUAUUUAAGAUUUGCAGAAAGAAGCAAUUAG